Molecule: messenger RNA, 1452 nt
Organism: Impatiens glandulifera
Lineage: Eukaryota; Viridiplantae; Streptophyta; Magnoliopsida; Ericales; Balsaminaceae
Product: probable galacturonosyltransferase 10
Exons: 1
Coding region: 43-1452 (469 amino acids)
Molecular function (GO): polygalacturonate 4-alpha-galacturonosyltransferase activity
Source: RefSeq, a predicted model, not a curated record
UAUGGAGAUAUUGAAGGCCUUAUUAAUAACGUUACGGACGAAAUGUUUAGCCCUAGCUCAAUCACAAGACAACUGAAUGAUCAAAUUGCUCUAGCGAAAUCAACUGUCAUGGUUGCAAAAGAAAGCAGCAAUCUCCAGUUCGCUUGGGAACUCAAUGCCCGAAUCCACAAUUCUCAACUACUCAUUUCAAAUGCUGCAACCAGACGGAGUCCACUAACAGCCGGGGAAUCAGAUGGGGCAAUUCGUGAUAUGGCGCUCUUACUGUACCAAGCCCAACAUCAACUCCAUUACGACGACAGUCCAACCAUGAUGAUGAAACUGAAAGCGAAAAUCCAAUUUCUGGAAGAACAAGUCAGCUCUAUCAGUGACAAGAGCUCCAUGUACGGACAAAUUGCUGCUGAACAAGUGCCCAAGAGCUUCUACUGUCUUGGAGUGCGUUUAACUGUUGAAUGGCUUAAGAAGAACCAUUGGAAAAGUUCUAAUUUGAAGAAGAAGAAGAAGAAAUUACUCGUCGACAACAGUCUUCAUCAUAUCUGCGUCUUCUCAGACAAUGUUCUGGCAACCUCAGUUGUGGUAAACUCAACUGCAUUGAACUCCAAAAAUCCUAAAUCAAUUGUCUUCCACAUUGUGACAGACGAGGUCAGCUAUGGUUCAAUGAGUGCAUGGUUUUCCAUCAACAGUUUUGGGGGGUUGACAGUCGAGGUACAAAAGUUUGAAGACUUGAGCUGGCUCAAUGCUUCCUAUGUUCCUGUCCUUAAGCAGCUGCAAGACUCCAACACACAAAAGUACUACUUCUCUGGAAACAAUGAUGAAAAUAAUAGGAGCCCAAUGAAGUUCCGAAAUCCCAAGUACUUGUCAAUGCUGAAUCACCUGAGAUUUUACAUCCCUGAAGUAUUUCCGGGGCUAAAAAGAGUAGUGUUUCUUGACGAUGAUGUUGUGGUUAAGAAGGAUCUGUCUGAACUGUUCUCAAUUGAUUUGAAAGGAAACGUAAAUGGUGCGGUUGAAACAUGUAUGGAGACAUUCCAUAGGUACCACAAGUACUUGAAUUACUCACACCCGUUAAUAAGAGAACACUUUGACCCGGAUGCAUGUGGGUGGGCUUAUGGGAUGAAUGUAUUUGACUUGGUGGAGUGGAGGAAGAGGAACGUGACAGGGAUUUACCAUUACUGGCAGGAGAAGAACGUUGAUAGAACUAUGUGGAAGUUGGGAACUUUACCUCCAGGGCUGAUGACGUUUUAUGGGUUGACGGAGGCUUUGGAUAGGAAGUGGCAUGUGUUGGGAUUGGGUUAUAAUACAAAUGUGGACCCAGGGUUGUUAGAGAAGGGAGUUGUCCUACAUUUCAAUGGAAAUUCAAAACCAUGGUUGAAGAUUGGGAUGGACAAUUAUAAGCCCAUAUGGGAUAAAUAUGUCAAUUAUGACCACCCUUUCAUACACCAAUGCAAUAUACAUUAA